AUGAGAAAAGAACCGUCGGCAGCUUCUAAAAGACCGGGCUUACCGCCAACGCAACAAGAGUCUGGGUCGCAAGUCGCAGGACCAGCUUUAAAGAAACAAUCUGUAGAAGUGCCACAGGAGGAAUACGAUAGCCUUCUCUUGGCCGAGAAGGAAAAGAAGGAAUCAGAAGAAAAGAGAAAGGAAGAACAACUCUUGUUCGAGAAGGAAAAGAAGGAGCUAGAGAAGCGUCUAAAGGAAUCAGAAGAAAAGAGAAAGGAAUCAGAAGAAAAAAACAAGGCCCUCGAGGCCCUCGAGACUGGCGAGUAUUACAUGUCAUACAAUGACCUUUGGAAUAUAAAUCUCGUUGAAUACAAACAAGAUCAUCUUGACGCCUUGACAAGAGCGGGGCCCCCAAGCAUUGAGCGGAAUGGUUUAAAGUACUAUGAGCGCACUCUCCGGCUUGCAACCGAUGAAACAGGUGACUAUGUCGUCGCUGAACGAGAUGGGCGCAGCGGGGUGUCAUCUAGAGGUUCGUACACCAAGGCUAAGAUCUGGCCCUUUGACGUUUUGGCUUCCACUCUCAGCGACGACAAAAAGCGUUCGAGGCAUCGAGUCAAAGGCAGUCAAGUUGCACACCUCGUACCAGCUGGGAAAGUCUUUGCGUCUUUGCAUACCUACGUGGCACCGAUGGUGUUUGGGCUGCAAAAUGCCUCGUUUGAAACAGUACAAAAACUGAUUCACGGGAGCCGGAAAAAGAAUGAAGAGACUGACGGAGACAAAGCAACAACAAAGAAAGAACAGAAACCGGAUUCAAACGAAAGCGCAAGCGAAACGAAUGCGCAACAACUAGGAAAGAACAGAAAAGUGAAUUUAGUUGGAACGAAGCAUUUUACAACGAAUAUGAUUCGAUUGAAAGGCCAAGAAUCCAAUUUCGACACGAAACCUCAUCUGCUGAUAGUCCCAAUUCUUUCAAGUAAAAAUGCUGUAGCGUGGCAAGGAGAAGGCUACGAAGCGCUAUUCAUUAUUGGAACGCCAAAACCACUAAAUAAAAUGGGAUUCAAUACCGUUCCAUUUGACGGAAAUCGCUCAGAAGGUCUCGAUCACGAGGGCCCACGUCCUACCGUCGUGCUCGAUGAUAGAACUGUUGACGAAAGUCGAACGGAAAGCAUUGGUGCUGUCGCAGAUGAGGUAGGCUUGAAGGAGGAGGGAACAACGGCAAGUGAAGAGGAAAUUGAAAUUGCCCGGAAAUUGCUAGAAACUGCAGUACUCGCUCUAGCACAUUGCGUCAUCCGGGAUGCCGAAAAGUACAAUGACUGGGACAUCCAAGAAAGGGAUGCUUUGUCAAAAUUGAAAGACAGUCGUGUUUUUCCACCAGAUCCAAAACAAGUUUGGGUGCCCUCCGUUAUUGAAAGAAGCAGUGCAGAGGACCGUCUGCGAGUACGAAAGAUUGCUUUCGGGAGCUAUGACGCCCCUGUGGGUGAGAGCGAUGUAGGUCAUCCAGCCCCGGAUCCAAUGCUACUGAUCGCAAAAGCGGCCAACAACUGGGCAGCUGCUCAUCGUCAGCGACUGCUGGCUGGAGCUGAAGAAGAGGAGGAUGACGACGACAUGUCAGAGGGGUUCAUCAUAGAGAUGGAGUCACAUCUGGGACAUCUUGAUGGAAUGAAAAGGAAACAGAUAGAUAGAGACGUUCCUGGAAUGAUCAUUGAAUGGUCAUGA
Molecule: messenger RNA, 1695 nt
Organism: Cylindrotheca closterium
Lineage: Eukaryota; Bacillariophyta; Bacillariophyceae; Bacillariales; Bacillariaceae
Source: the annotation of a GenBank genome assembly